Schizosaccharomyces japonicus yFS275 is the source of this 1929-nucleotide messenger RNA. RefSeq names its product transcription factor. Gene Ontology annotation, molecular function: DNA binding; DNA-binding transcription factor activity, RNA polymerase II-specific; zinc ion binding. The record is from RefSeq and is a predicted model, not a curated record. Gene Ontology annotation, biological process: DNA-templated transcription; regulation of transcription by RNA polymerase II; regulation of DNA-templated transcription. The transcript has 4 exons. NCBI's taxonomy places the organism in Eukaryota, Fungi, Ascomycota, Schizosaccharomycetes, Schizosaccharomycetales, Schizosaccharomycetaceae. Gene Ontology annotation, cellular component: nucleus. The annotation marks the transcript as partial.
UCUUGCAGAGAGUGUCACAGAUUAAAAAUUAAAUGCGACCGCGUCUGGCCUUGUUCAACAUGCAGGAAGCGGGGAUUUGCAGAUAUUUGUCCUGAUGGAGUAACAAUCUAUGUGAGUGUACUGGCUCAAAAGAAUCCCUCUGUCGAUGUUCCUCCUGUCUCGGAAAUCGAUGCUCGAACAUUGGCACAAGUCCGCGAACGAUGUGCUGCCCCUCCUCCUGGGCUGUUUGAAGCAGCUUCGUCUAUGUCCUCAGAAACGGAGGACAAGGCGCCGGCAUCCGUUACCUCGGUGAAGCUGGAAGAUGUUGCAAGUGUUAAGGAGGGCGAAAGUAGAGAGAAGUCGGAAGACGUAGAAGAAGAAGCAACAGAAGAGGAGUUUUUGGCACAGACAUAUGCCGUGCUGGCUUUGGGCACCUUGUACACGUCGCCUUCUGCUGUAAAUAAUCCCAGACGAUUGGCACACGCAUUCUUCGUACGGGCAGACUUGUGCUUGCAAAUAUCUCGGUACACCUGGCACUCGAGUUUGUAUUCGGUAAUUACUCUCAUUCUAAUGGCUCAGUACAGCAUCUCUUGUGCUCGUUUGGAGAAUUCGCAUUUCGCAUGGAACGCUAUUGGCACGGCUGUGCGACUUGCUACAUCUAUGGGCCUUCACCGUGAUGGUGAGGUUUUUCAACUGACACCGUAUGAACUACACAUACGCCGGCUUGUGUGGAGAGAAUUGCUGUUUUUCGAUCGAUUACAGUGUUUGGGUCUCGGUCGCCCGUAUUCUAUUUCCUCAUCACAGACUAAUGUUUAUGCUCCAAGCAAUAUAAACGACAUUGAGAUAAUGCCGGACAGUCCAUUCAUUCCAGAACCAGUCGAUAUGAACACGCGUACGGACGCUAGUUUUACGGUUUUUAAAAGCAAACUUUCGCCCGUACUUGCCCUUAUUUUAGACCGAGCUUUUCGGUUUAAACCCUCUUCUUAUACUGUUGUUAAGGAGCUGACGGAAAAGAUUCGCGAGGUGGAGAACGACAUACCUCUUUGGGCUCAGAACCUCAAUGCAUUGGAUGAAAGUUUGACGCACUCGCAGGUGAUGGAGGCACACUCUAUGCAUGUUCUCGUGCAGCAGAUUUAUCUGUAUCUUCAUCGGCCUUGGUUUGUGCUCGCAAUCACAAAGCCAGAGGAUAGGAGUAAGUAUCAGGAAUCCAUCACCAUAUGUACACAACAAUCACAUGCUCUUGUCAUGACUUUGUGCUCAAUGCUUUCUCGAGUGCCACCCGGGCCAUGCAAAUGGUGGGUAUUUCGCUUUCACUCAUUGAAUGCUGGUGUCAUUCAGGGUUCUUAUGCGCUUUGCUUUCCCAAAAACCGGUAUGCCUUUACCGCUUUUGAGGACCUGCAAUACAUGUGCCAGAUUUUCGAGCAUAUUCGUGGGACAAGUUCGAUUACUGCGAAGGACCUAAAAUUCAUGGUUCAACUAAAAGAUCGUGUAUAUCACACAUUGCAAAUGUCUUCACAAGGGCUUUCCACACUUCCAUCACUUGAUGAUAUUCCUUUCCUGCACUUCAACACGCCAAGUUCACGGAACAAUAGUCAAUCACCAAAAAGUGUUCACGAGACAACACCCACGGAAGUGGAAGAUACAGGGAUUGAACGGAUGCUGCCUCCGUUUGAGCAAGAAAAUCCUAUGCUGUUCAAUUCAACCGCAUGGCGUACGGGGACAACGACGACGCUUCAGGUACAGGGUCAAGAAUACUACUCUACAAUGUUAUCAAAUCGUCCGGCUCAGAGAUUCCCGUAUGAGAAAACAGAUGCACUAAACACGCCUCCUCUGCCGACUCAACCCAACAUUCCAAUGAAUUCAUCCCGGCCAACCGGUGCGUCUAACCUUCCCGCUAAUGAUUCCAAUUACGAGUUUUGGACCUCUGCCUUGAACGAACUAGGUAUGUAA